Pseudophryne corroboree (corroboree frog) is the source of this 1351-nucleotide messenger RNA. It is a transcript of the gene UBE2T, whose product is annotated as ubiquitin conjugating enzyme E2 T. Lineage: Eukaryota; Metazoa; Chordata; Amphibia; Anura; Myobatrachidae. Bases 78 to 647 code for a protein of 189 amino acids. The record is from RefSeq and is a predicted model, not a curated record. The transcript has a single exon.
ACAGCCGCAUUUUGGCGGGCUGUCAUGAAAUGGCGGCUUACCUCAGCGCCGCCGCCGCCAUCUUGUGAGAAACCACGAUGCAGCGCCAGUCGCGUCUGAGGCGGGAGCUGCAGCUGCUGAGCACGGAGCCGCCGGCCGGGGCCAGCUGCUGGCAGCCCGGGGAUAAACUGGACGAGCUGCGGGCGCAGGUGGUGGGCGGCCCGGGCUCGCCGUACGAGGGCGGCGUGUUCAGCCUGGAGAUCGCCGUGCCGGAGCGCUACCCAUUCGAGCCGCCCCGGGUGCACUUUCUCACCCCCAUCUACCACCCCAACAUCGACUCGGCCGGCCGCAUCUGCCUGGACAUCCUCAAGCCGCCGCCCAAGGGCGCCUGGCGGCCGGCGCUGAACCUGUGCUCGGUGCUCACCUCCAUCCAGCUGCUGAUGAGCGAGCCCAACCCGGAGGACCCGCUCAUGGCCGACAUCGCCCGCGAGUACAAGUACGACCGGGCGGCCUACACCGCGCACGCCCGCAGCUGGACCGACAAGCACGCCCGGGCUCAGGGCGCUGACAGCGGGCGCAGCGAGGCACCGGGGACCGCGCUGAGGAGGCGGCAGCAGGGGGAAGAGGUAGCGGCGGAGCCCGCUAAGCGGCCCUGCCCGGGGCUGUGAUCUGCGGGGAUGGACGCUGUGCCGGGGACGUUAUUGCACUGGCGGCCAGCAGGUGGCGCUGCUACAGUGACAGCACAUGGGGGUGCAGUAACUUUUGCGGCCGGCAGGUGGCGCUGCCUACGUUACCUCACUGGAACCUGCUGGGACUGGCUGCCAGCAGGGAGUGUUACCGACAGUGACUGCCGGCCUGCAGGUGGCGCUGCCCAAGUGAACCCACAGGAACCUGCAGUGACUCUUGUAGAUGGUGCUGGCCAGGUGGCCUCACAGGAACCUACAGAGAUGUCAUGGGGACCUGUGACUCUGGGGCUCACAGGAACCAGAUGUGAAUCUAGCAGCCGACAGGUGGCGCUGCUGCAGUAUUAUAACAUAAACCAAUAGCGGUGCUGACACAGUGACAACGUGGGGGACUGUAGCGGCAGGUAGUGUUGCUGCAGUGACAUCAGAAGAACUUGCAGUGACUCAAUGGCUGGCAGAUGGUGCUGCUGUGGUGUCACAAGAACCUGCAGUGAAAUUAGAAACCAGUAGUGACUCAGUGGUGCUGCUGCAGUGACAUCACAGGAGCCUGUAGGGACUUUGGCAGUUAAUAGGUGGUGCUGCUGCAGGGACAUCAGAGGAGCUUGUGAUUGGUGGCCAGCAAGUGGUGGUACUAGUGACAUUACUUUCAAGAGUCCACACAUUUAUCUAAUAAAGUGUUUAUUUACUUA